UUAGCGCGCCAUCAUGCUGGGGCCGGCACAUGUGCAAAAUGGCAACCAUGAUCACGUUACGGCAUUGUAAGAAAUUAGUUUCAAAACACUUCACAACCCAAAGGUUCACAGAAUGUCUGCUGUUGAACCAACGUUGCUUGUCGUUGUCUGCAAACAGAUAUGCAGCACCUGUAGGACAGAAAAAGGCUUUUGUUCGCGAUAAACCUCAUAUGAAUAUAGGAACCAUAGGCCAUGUAGACCAUGGGAAGACUACUCUUACAGCUGCCAUUACAAGAGUCCUUGCUUCAAAGAACAAAACUGAAUACAAAAAAUAUGAUGACAUUGACAAUGCACCAGAGGAAAAGACAAGGGGCAUCACCAUUAAUGCUGCAUGUAUUGAGUAUUCAACAGAUAACCGGCAUUAUGGACAUGUGGACUGCCCAGGGCAUAAAGAUUACAUCAAAAAUAUGAUAACAGGAUCAGCACAGAUGGAGGCAGCAAUCUUAGUCAUAGCUGCUACAGAUGGUGUAAUGCCUCAAACUAAGGAACACUUGAUUCUUGCUAAACAGAUUGGUAUAUCAAAUGUUGUAGUGUUUGUGAACAAAGCUGAUGCAGCUGAUGCAGAAAUGUUGGAAUUGGUUGAUAUGGAGAUGAAAGAACUGCUAGAUGAGUAUGGAUUUGACUCUUCAAAAACUCCAAUCAUUGUAGGUUCUGCACUUAAUGCACUAGAGGGAAGUAACCCAGAGUUGGGUGAAAAGAAGAUUUUGGAAUUGCUGGAUGCUAUUGAUUCUCACAUACCAACUCCAGUAAGAGACCUGGAUAAACCAUUCUACCUGCCAGUAGAGUACACAUACCAAAUUGAAGGUCGAGGGACAGUUGUAACAGGAAAAUUGGAAAGAGGGAAGGUGAAGAAAGGUGAAGAAUGUGAGCUUUUGGGGCAUGACAAACAAACUAAAACUUUCAUUGCAGGUAUCGAGAUGUUCCGACAGACCUUGGAUCAGGGUCAGGCUGGUGACCAGAUGGGAAUUCUGCUUCGAGGAAUGAAAAGAGGUGAUGUGAGACGUGGCAUGGUUGUGGCCAAACCUAAGAGCAUGAGCAUACAUAAUCAUGCUGAAGCAUCAAUAUAUUUGAUGAGCAAAGAAGAAGGUGGCAGGCCUAAACCUUUACUCACUGGCAUAGGUAUGCACUUGUACUCUAAAACUUGGGAUUGCCCUGGACAAAUUAACAUGGUUGGUAAAGACAUGAUGAUGCCAGGGGAAGAUGGGCCAGUUCAGGUGAUACUAAGGAAGAAAAUGGUCUUGGAACAAGGACAGCGUUUCACAAUUCGAGAUGGAACAUUCACUGUGGGUUAUGGUGUCUUUGGGAAGCCAUUGGCUCAUGUUGAUAUCGAGAAAUUAGAUGAAGAAAGAAAAAAAAUAAGGAAACAGAAAGAAAAGGAAGCUUUGGAACGCGGCUAUUAAUUGAAAAACUGAUGAGAAACAUAUUUGUACAUUUUAAUAGGCAAAGGAACAUGACUUUACAUCUAAAUCAGUGCAUUUGGUGGUAAAAGUUGAUAUGUACAACCUUCAUAGAAGGAGGCCUUAAUGUAAAUACAUGUAACAAGCUGAUACCUGUCACAUCAAUCAUUGAAUCGUGGUAAGAGAUUAGUAUAUAAUAAUAAUUUUGAAAAAAAUAAAAGAAAAAAAUGGACUGAGUGAGAAUCGAAUCCCACUCUGACAUGUUUGGCAGCCAAGGAUGUUAGCACUCAGCCAGCAUAUCUGCUAUCUAAUUUAGUGUUAUUGACAAUAUAAAAUUCCUGUCACACAUGUUGAAGUUUUACAGAAAUUGCCGAAGGAGUUUAACUGUUAUAAUCACAUUCAAACUACAGCCAUUAUCUUCCCACUGCCCUAAGGUAUAUUGAAAAGGGGACUUCAGUUGAUCUCAUAUUACUUUAUAGAUGAUGGGAUUUUGUCUCUGUUUAAUAUAUAACUAAUAUUAUCAUCAUCUGAAAAAGAAAUAUGUUCAUUCUUUUAGAUUUUUAGACAUUAGCUUGCAAAUAUGAUGGGAGCAAAUCCAAUUCAUUGUGGCGGAUGUACAUUGAUCAGUUGUAUAAUACAUUUCCUCUGACAGUAUAAACUUGUCUUUGUUCUGUUAUAGAAGUAACCAAGUUACAAAUGGAAAAAAUAAGUCUACAUUUGCCAUACCAUGUUAAUAUGGGAAUUUGAAGUAUUGUGAUUUUGCCAGUGUGAUUUUCUGCAACAGAAAGUAACAAAAUAAUGUAGAGAAUAAAACCUUCCAGGCAAAGAAU
Messenger RNA from Lingula anatina, 2266 nucleotides. RefSeq lists its product as uncharacterized. Gene Ontology annotation, biological process: mitochondrial translational elongation. Gene Ontology annotation, cellular component: mitochondrion. The record is from RefSeq and is a predicted model, not a curated record. Gene Ontology annotation, molecular function: GTP binding; GTPase activity; translation elongation factor activity. NCBI's taxonomy places the organism in Eukaryota, Metazoa, Brachiopoda, Lingulata, Lingulida, Lingulidae.